Molecule: messenger RNA, 1485 nt
Organism: Cynoglossus semilaevis (tongue sole)
Lineage: Eukaryota; Metazoa; Chordata; Actinopteri; Pleuronectiformes; Cynoglossidae
Gene: glmp
Product: glycosylated lysosomal membrane protein
Exons: 7
Coding region: 6-1277 (423 amino acids)
Cellular component (GO): lysosome
Source: RefSeq, a predicted model, not a curated record
GACGGAUGUUUUUUUAUUCUGAGUUUCAGCGAAACGGUCAGGUGACGAGCAGGAAGUCAUGUGACCCGCGGCUCAGCGUCUUAGUAAAGAUGGCGGCGGCGGUCAGUGUGAGAGUUGGUUCUCUGUUCUUUCUGGUUCUCCUCUCUGUUCCUUCACCGUGUUCCAGUUCGUCGGAGAGAACGUUGUUUUUACAAUUAAAUCCUGGUGCUCUGUCGCCCCCUGCUGGUGGAGAUUUGCUGCAUGCGAGAGCUGUGGGAGACAACGACACACUGCAUUUCCUUUUCUGCAGCCUGGGGGCGCCAACACUUUUGAUCCUCCACACCAAUACGACUACUUCAACCGUCCAGGUCAACUGGACCCUGUUCUUGGCACGUAACACCAGCGGCAGCCUGAAGGUGGAGCCAGAGAACAGCCUCCUGUCCAGCACAGCUGUUGUCUUUACUAAGCUCCUGGAGUACGAUGAUGCCAAUGACACGGCCGACCCGACCUCUGACCUCUUCCCAGAGUACCGGCUGCAGGACUUCACGUGGUCUCGUCUUCACCUGUCUGGUCCUGUAGCGCUGCUCUGUGGCUCCGCCCCCAACACCAGCGACGGCUGGUUUUGUCUGAAGUUGUCAGUGUUUGACUCUGAGGGGCGUGGUCAGCAGUGGCCCCGCCUCCUCCACACGGCUAACUCCACCCAGCUGGAGCUGUGGCUCCACGGCUUUUCUCCACGUUCGGCUCAGUCCAGGUUCCUGGUGGAGCUGCAGUCGGUGGGCGGAGCCUAUCCUCUGAACAAAGUCAACGUUCGUCGAUCGAUCGACGAUGAGUUCACGCCGUCAAUUUUCCAGAUGUCCGAGUGGGUUUCAUCGGUCAACAGCACUCCUGACGUCCCGUGGUUCGUCCAGUGGCGUCCAGUGGCGUACCGGAACUCCAGUCGUUCCCUGGAGGAUGCGACGGCGUGCCGGAGCUCCGCCCCCCGGCCUCACAGCGGGAAUCAGACGGCCUCGGCCUCGGCCCUGAUCCAGGGGUUUUACUCCAACCCAGAAACGUUUGGACUCAACGUGAGCUUUGGCGCGGCCGGAGACCCGUUCUUCAACAGUACCAGGUUCCUGUCCUGGACUCUGCUGGUGGGCGUCGGCUCCCCUCCCGUCGACUCCUUCUCUCCCCUGGUUGUGACCAUCAUGGCGGUGGGUCUGGGAGCGCCGCUGCUCCUCCUGCUGGUGGGCGGAGUCUGGGUCUGCGUACGGAGGACGACGUCCGUCAGCACGGCCUCCACCUACCAGCCAAUCAACUGACGGCACGGCCUCAGCCAAUGAGAAAACAGACUCUGAAGAGACUUCCGCUUAUUUUUGAUGAUGUCAGAGUAGCGGCCGGCCAAUCAGAACAGAGGAAACAGACGGGUUUGUACAGAACAAAAUCAGCCGUUUCAUUUUCUGAACAGAUUUUAAUUAAUGUCUGAAAAAAAAAGAGGAAUUUAUUCAUUAAUAAAAGUUUUUAAAAUGU